AUGCGUGUCUCCGAGUCUGUCCUCUCUGUGCUGCUUGCCUCGCUUUACGCAGGCCAUGCUGCAGCUGAGAAGUACAAUGGAACUUGCGAGGGAGAUAGCCCCGUGAAAUUGCGCAUUGGCAAUGGUGGCGCUGGUCAGAGUGGCUUGGUCGAAGUCGAAUGGGUCAAGGGAGACACUACCGAAACUAUCAACAACCUCAAGGACGGCUCAGUUGAUAUCGACAUCACCUACCAUAAGACUGCCGAGGAGAUUGCUAUCUCGGGUGGCAUCGCCGAGGACUGCAAGUACAAGGACGAGAACAGCACCGAGGCUUGCUUCGAGAACUGCGACGACCACAUCGAGAAGCCCUGCUACACCUUCCGCGAUCACUUCUACCUGACCGGUCCUAAGGAGAUCACCACCGGCAUCAUUGACGACGACGAUAUCACCGAGACGUUCUCUAAGAUUUACAACUCGGCUGAAGCUGGGAAGGCUCGCUUCCUCAGUCGGUUCGAUAAGUCGGCUACCAACAUCAAGGACUCUGAGUUCUGGAUCAACAUUGGACAUGUGCCUUGGGCCACAACGUACUCCAAGUGGUACCACCAGUACAUGGACUAUCCCAUCCAGGUCCUGAAAGCCGCCAUCAACCUAGGCGAAUACACGGUCACCGACCGAGGCACGUACAUGACCCUUCAGAACGAGGAGAACAUCACCGACAGCAUCCACAUCUACAAGAGUGGUGAAGAUAUUCCCGAACUUCUCAACCCUGCCGACAUCCUCAUCAGCAAGAAGGCCGAGGACAAGGACCUUCCUUCCGACUUUGUCCAGUGGGUUCUCAGCGAGGACGGUCAGAAAGUCAUCGUCAACUUCCACAAGGAACAUGGAUUCUGCCUGUACAGAGGUUUCCCUGUCGAGGAUGGCGAUGAUGUCAAGCCUACCGAUUGCAAAUGGAAUUUGAAUGCAAGCGACGACAGCGACGACAGCGACGACUCGAGCGCGGAAACUCGCCGAAGUAUCCGCGGUAUGCGCUGGAGAUCGUGA
Aspergillus affinis is the source of this 1020-nucleotide messenger RNA. RefSeq lists its product as uncharacterized. The transcript is spliced from 3 exons. The record is from RefSeq and is a predicted model, not a curated record. NCBI's taxonomy places the organism in Eukaryota, Fungi, Ascomycota, Eurotiomycetes, Eurotiales, Aspergillaceae. The coding region runs from base 1 to 1020 and encodes 339 amino acids.